Molecule: messenger RNA, 323 nt
Organism: Nicotiana tabacum (common tobacco)
Lineage: Eukaryota; Viridiplantae; Streptophyta; Magnoliopsida; Solanales; Solanaceae
Source: RefSeq, a predicted model, not a curated record
GAGGUGGUGAAACUGGAGGGGAGGCUGGUGGUGGUGAAGCUGGAGGAGAGGCUGAUGGUGGUGAUGGCGGAGGAGAAGAGACUACUGGUGGUGGUGAUGGUGUUACAGCCGGUGGAGGAGAGGAGACAACUGGCGGAGGUGAUGGCGUUACAAGCGGCGGAGGUGAAGGUGUUACAAGCGGCGGAGGUGAUGGUGUUACUGUUGGAGGUGAAGGGACGAGUGGUGGCGGCGACGGGAUAAGUGGUGGUGGUAUAACUUGUGGCGGAGGACGGAGGGGCGGAGUACGGAGGCGAGGUGAAGGAGAAGGCCGGGUGGGUGGCUGA